Closterium sp. Naga37s-1 is the source of this 1773-nucleotide messenger RNA. Lineage: Eukaryota; Viridiplantae; Streptophyta; Zygnematophyceae; Desmidiales; Closteriaceae. The record is from the annotation of a GenBank genome assembly.
AUGGCGGCGCCGCAGAAAUCAGUACCGUCUAAGGGACGCGCGACUCGGCAAUGGUGUUCGACGUCGCGCCUGCUGUUACUAAUCUUCAUCCCCGCUGUAGUGUUCUUGCUGAUAACGAGCGGGCGCAGUCCGGGGAACUGGCGAACGGUCGAAGCGGAGGUGUGGGGAGGCGCGGAGGAGGAGCGCCGAGAGGCUGCUUGGGGCGCAGGCGCAGGCGCGGGGGCGGGGGGGGAUCUGCGGGGAGUGCGGUGGAGCAGCGAGCUGGAGGCGGCGGUGAUUGCGGGGGCCGUGGCGAAGGGCUUUAAGAUGGACCUUAGUACAGCGCGGACUAGACUAAGGACAGAUGCUGACGUGGAGGGGGCCAACAUCGACCACAACAACUCUAUCACCAACCCCUGCUUGACACGUCACUCGCUGCUGCAGCGGGCCUAUCAGGAGGCGCCUCCUGCCGCGCUCACGGCGCUCGGGCAGCCGCGAUUCGUCCAGCGCAGCGGAUACCGGUUGUCGGCCAAUGAAUUCGCAGCGAUUGGGAUGAGCCUUCGUGUGAUGAGAGAGAUCACAUAUGAUGGGCUGGGCCGCUGCUACUGGGUCGGGCGGGACGGGCAGCAUUUGACGGGCAGGCUGAGGGGAAUUUACCCUGGAGAGCACCAUUUAUUGAUGUAUGAGACGGCAAUAUACCAUUGCAAACUCGCAGCGGAAAGCACGGGGAACGGUGGUGGCACGGUCAUGAUUCAACUAGACCACACUGAUGUUCCCAUUUAUAGUGAACCACCGGCACCAGCAUCAGCCCUCUCGUCCCUCCUCCCCACACACUCCCACUCGCAAACCCACCCCACCACACACGCUGCUACACAUGUCGCUACACAUGCGAGCACUUCAGCCCACUCACCCGCCCAGACACACACGUCUCUUGCGCACUCCAGUCCAAGCAACGCCACCCAAUCGCACAACAGACAGGGCUACGGCUUGCAGCAUUGGGGCGGCAAGGGGAGCCAGCGGUUUGAGUACGAGCUGGCCUUCUGCUCCUUCCCCAUGUACCGUGACCUCAACCCCUCCACACUGCAAGUGUGGCUGCAGGUGGCAUAUCAUUACCUCAAAGUGGACUACUUCGUGCUCAGCGAUGGGGGUUCUGUGGACGACACUAUAAUGAAGGUUCUAUCCCCGUUUGUAGAUGCCAACAUAAUGGAAAUAGUCGACAUUCGCGGCGCAUACGCAUUCGAGAACAAACAGAACGUGCUAACCCUAAAUGACUGCAUGUACCGUCUCCGCUCCGCCGCCCGCUGGGUACUAUUCAUGGACUUCGACGAGCUACUGUACAUAGCCCCGCCGCCCACCCCGCCGCCCGAGCCAGAAGCAGACGAAGAGGGCGAAUACACGCCCUCUGGCCGCAAGCGGAGGAAAAAACGGAAAAGGCACGCCAAGCCGAAACCGGUGGACAUAGCUGCAGGGUCCCUCCAUAACAUCCUUAUGCAGCAUAACGGGUCCGCUUUUAUCACGUUCGGGAGUGUGUGGUGGUCUGUGGAGUAUUGUCGACCGCCCACUCCCGCUCUCGCGCUCCCAAUUCAGCGGAUGCGGUUUCAUUGGCCGCAUGUGUACUGCGUGGGAGAGAAGGACAUGGGGUACUCGCCGAAUCACUGCCUCAACUUCUAUGGUCAUCGCAAGUUUCUGGUUGACCCACGACAAGUGUGGGCUGUGCAGGUGCAUCGCCCCAUAGAACCACUGGAGGGCGGCGUGCAUUUGACUCCUGAUGUGGCCUACCUCAACCACUUCCAG